UCGCCAGUGUCUUUUACGUGUAUUUGCCGCCUUUACUGCUGUGCAUGUUUACUAUUCGUUUAUAUCUAUUUGUUAUUUAUUGAAGAAAAAUAAUUUAAGGUUCAACUGUAACGAUGUUUCGUAAAGUUAUCUUAGGAACACGCAGUCAAAUCUGUCGAUUAAACAAUUUAAGAUUCUUAUCACAAGAAGCGAAAGAAGCUACGAAAAUAGAAAAGACUGUAAAUAAUGUAACCUUACUUGGAAGAGUUGGAGCAGAACCUCAGAAACGUGGAAGCACUGAACAUCCAGUUGUAAUAUUCUCCAUUGCGACACAUACAAAUUAUAAAUAUGAAACAGGUGAUUUUAUGCAAAGAACUGAUUGGCACAAAAUAUGUGUCUUUAAACCUAAUUUGAGAGAUGCUGUAUAUAACUAUUUAAGAAAAGGUCAGCGAGUAAUGGUAAAUGGUAGGAUAAGUUACAGUGAAUUUAAAGAUGAGGAAGGGAAUUCACGUCCCAGUACAGCUAUCAUAGCAGAUGAUGUAAUAUUCUUUCAAUAAGGAACCUUUUAUAUACUAUGUACAAAUACUACAUAUUUUUUUCAAUAAAAUUGGUAUAAACUUGUAAA
Messenger RNA from Nylanderia fulva, 604 nucleotides. It is a transcript of the gene mtSSB, whose product is annotated as mitochondrial single stranded DNA-binding protein. The record is from RefSeq and is a predicted model, not a curated record. Gene Ontology annotation, cellular component: mitochondrial nucleoid. Gene Ontology annotation, molecular function: single-stranded DNA binding. NCBI's taxonomy places the organism in Eukaryota, Metazoa, Arthropoda, Insecta, Hymenoptera, Formicidae. Gene Ontology annotation, biological process: mitochondrial DNA replication; positive regulation of helicase activity.